This is a messenger RNA of Racocetra fulgida, 199 nucleotides long. Lineage: Eukaryota; Fungi; Glomeromycota; Glomeromycetes; Diversisporales; Gigasporaceae. The record is from the annotation of a GenBank genome assembly.
AAUUUGGGUAGAAGAUGCAAAUCAUUACCGCAUAGGUGGUGAUGGAAAAGGAAAAUAUCAUGUUUGCGAUAAAACAGGAGAGGACAUUGAAACAAUUGAUAUUGCAGAUCAGGAGUACUAUGUAGUUAAAAAAUAUGUUUUCGUAUACAUAGAAUGGGAACAGAUUUCUAUUUUGAUCAAACUUCCUGUUAAUUUUUAA